Molecule: messenger RNA, 1899 nt
Organism: Ophidiomyces ophidiicola
Lineage: Eukaryota; Fungi; Ascomycota; Eurotiomycetes; Onygenales; Onygenaceae
Gene: slp1
Product: WD repeat-containing protein slp1
Exons: 3
Coding region: 1-1899 (632 amino acids)
Biological process (GO): anaphase-promoting complex-dependent catabolic process; positive regulation of ubiquitin protein ligase activity; positive regulation of anaphase-promoting complex-dependent catabolic process
Cellular component (GO): anaphase-promoting complex
Molecular function (GO): anaphase-promoting complex binding; protein binding; ubiquitin ligase activator activity
Source: RefSeq, a predicted model, not a curated record
AUGGCGACAAAUGAUUGGACCGUUGCUGAAGCGCGGCAACUUUAUGAGAAGGCAAGCGCAGCAACGCUGAAAACAAAUGCCCGGAGCUGGGGCAAAGUGGAUGAUCUAAUGGCAACGGCGGUCGUGUCCACCCCUGUUAAGCGCCAACAUGGCAUUUUUUCUUCCAAGACAGCUGGCGGUCGUAUACCUUUGACGCCUUCUCCUAAGCAAAGAGCACCAAGUGCCAGCCAUGUUUCACCAGACUCUUCACCACUAACUCCCCAAGGGCCAUCGAAAAGGCUGUUUAGCGGAAAUCUCAGAUCAAUCUCAAAAACAUAUCGAGAUUCCCCAAAAUCAAACAUCGCCAAAGGAAAAGGCUCGCCGCGCCCUCUCGAACUCGGAGUUUCACAGUGGACCUUGACAGGAACUGGCCCAUCUGGCCAAACACCACAGAAGAAACGUGUGAAGAAGGGGACAAGUCUUCGCUCCAGACCAGCCAAAACUACCAUUAACCUACCGCACAAUGCAGCAGAUCGAUUUAUCCCUAAUCGUACGGCUAGCGAAGGGCUUGUCACAGCAGGUACUGCUAAAUCGGACAAACAACCAAAACCCAACGGGGGAGAUGGCUCUUCCGUGCUUGCAAAUGCUGCUGGUGCUUUCAGCGGCCACGAAGAUGAUAUUUCAGAUGCAUUGCAGAGCUUAAAUAUCAAUGAUGAUGACAGCAGCAGCUACUCAAGGCCGGCCCCGGAUGCUGUAGCUUAUAAGUCUUCCUUGGCCUCCGCAUGCAAUAUUCCGCUCAAUACCCGAAUCCUCGCGUUCAAACCUCCAGCUCCAGAGUCAUCCAAACCCAUUGACCUUCGCUCUCAGUACAACCGUCCGCUGAAGCCUGCGCACUCACAAUCCGCUCAGUUUAGACGCAGGGUGCAGACAGCCCCUGAACGUGUUUUGGAUGCGCCAGGGCUUGUUGACGACUAUUAUUUGAACUUGUUGGAUUGGAGUUCGGGUAACCAGGUGGCCAUUGGACUUGAACGUAAUGUAUAUGUCUGGUCUGCUGAUAGUGGUUCCGUGAACUGCUUGCUCGAAACUUCUCCAGACACCUAUAUUAGCAGUGUGAAAUGGAGCAACGAUGGUGCCUAUGUUGGCGUCGGCCUAGGAACUGGUGAGGUUCAAAUCUGGGAUGUGGAAGAGGGCACCAAACUUCGAAGUAUGUUUGGGCAUGAAACGCGUGUCGGUGUGAUGGGAUGGUCAAAACACACGCUGUCCACUGGAGCACGUAGUGGCCUUGUAUUCAACCACGACGUUCGCAUCGCCCAACACAAGACAGCAGAGCUCAUUUCUCACACUUCAGAAGUCUGCGGCCUCGAGUGGAGGUCGGAUGGCGCACAACUGGCAACUGGCGGAAACGACAAUUUGGUUUCUAUCUGGGACUCCCGCUCCCUUAGCGCACCUAAAUUUACUAAAUCCAACCACCGGGCUGCUGUGAAAGCUCUCAGCUGGUGUCCAUGGCAAACCAACCUUUUGGCAACCGGUGGAGGUUCAUAUGACAAGCACAUCCAUUUCUGGAACACAACAACUGGGGCUAGAACCAACAGCAUCGACACUGGUUCUCAAGUAACCAGCCUCCGAUGGAGUAACCACUACCGCGAACUUGUGAGCUCUAGUGGAUUCCCCGACAAUUCGUUGAGCAUUUGGAGCUAUCCUACUCUCGUGCGCAAUGUUGAGAUCCCCGCCCAUGAAACCCGGGUUCUUCACAGCUGCUUAAGCCCCGACGGACAGAUGUUGGCCACUGCCGCUGCGGAUGAAAGUCUCAAAUUCUGGAAAAUAUUCGAGCGCAAGCCCGGAACCCCUGCCUCGGGCUCUCGCGAUGGUGUCGCUGGCAGCAAGGGAAGCCAAAUUGCCAAACAGAUGACUAUUCGAUAA